Saitoella complicata NRRL Y-17804 is the source of this 1086-nucleotide messenger RNA. RefSeq names its product Per1-like protein. Gene Ontology annotation, molecular function: hydrolase activity, acting on ester bonds. Lineage: Eukaryota; Fungi; Ascomycota; Saitoellomycetes; Saitoellales; Saitoellaceae. Gene Ontology annotation, cellular component: endoplasmic reticulum membrane. The record is from RefSeq and is a predicted model, not a curated record. Bases 39 to 1025 code for a protein of 328 amino acids. Gene Ontology annotation, biological process: GPI anchor biosynthetic process. The transcript has a single exon.
CACCGCAAAGCGGACCCUGGGAAACCACCAAAAAUAAAAUGUCGGUAACACGACGAAACGCUCUCCUCGCAACGGCUGCAGUUGUCAGCUGUGCAGCAACAGUUGUAUAUGCCUCCCGAGGCGACAGACUUCCCGCAUUCCAAUACUGUCUCCAAAAAUGCACCGAUAACCUCUGCAACCCAUCUUCAGGCACCACCUACCUCCCCAUCCACCUCCGCCUCCUAGGCUGGACCUGCGAGUCGAACUGCGACUACCUCUGCCAACGCGCACUCACGGCAGAACACGUCGCUUCCAACCAUGUCAUCGAGCAAUACCACGGUAAAUGGCCGUUUCUUCGAAUUUUUGGCAUGCAAGAACCACUAUCCGUACUUUUCUCCGUCCUGAAUGGAUACGAACACUGGCGCGGUUUUAGGAGACUGAGGGCGCGGAUACCCGAUCGCUAUGUGAUGAAACCAUUCUACCUCAUCUCCUCCAUCGUCGGGAUGUGGGCCUGGCUCUGCUCGUCCAUCUUCCAUACCCGGGACUACAUCAUCACCGAACGCGCAGACUACUUUGCGGCGGGGUUGACAAUGAUGUACACCCUCUUCUACGUACCUAUCCGGAUCUUCCACCUCUACCGACACCCCAAGUCAAAAACUAUCGUAACAUCCUGGGGCCUGAUUUGCCUCACUGCAUACCUCGCCCACGUCUCCUACCUAUCUUUUGUGACCUUCGACUACAGCUACAACAUGCUCGCAAAUGUCCUAGUUGGCUUCGCCUCCAACCUCCUCUGGAUCUACUACUCCCUCACCCACUACUCUUCCCGCCCCGCAUGGGCUCUAUGGCCCGCGGCAAUCGUGGUGGCGGUUGGGUGCGCCAUGAGUUUGGAGUUGUUUGAUUUCCCGCCUGUGUGGGAUUUGUUGGAUGCGCAUGCAUUGUGGCAUGCGAGUACGGUGGUGUUGGUCAGGGCGUUUUAUGCAUUUUUGGAAAGGGAUGCAGAGUGGGAAUCGAGGGAGGAGAUGAAGGGGGAGGUUGGGCGGCGGUGAGGAGUCAGGAUCAUGUUUCGACGUCAACUGGAUUGACAGUGCGAUCACAACUCAAUAGGAA